Molecule: messenger RNA, 1545 nt
Organism: Siniperca chuatsi (mandarin fish)
Lineage: Eukaryota; Metazoa; Chordata; Actinopteri; Centrarchiformes; Sinipercidae
Gene: rbm7
Product: RNA binding motif protein 7
Exons: 5
Coding region: 137-913 (258 amino acids)
Biological process (GO): regulation of alternative mRNA splicing, via spliceosome
Cellular component (GO): nucleus
Molecular function (GO): single-stranded RNA binding
Source: RefSeq, a predicted model, not a curated record
ACGACGGAAGCACAAGUGUAACAGCCUUUCACUUUACGACAACAUAGGCCUUCCGUUUGUAUUUCGCAGAGCGCUUUUUUACGCUAGACGUUAGCAUUCAUAUCACUUGGAGAGUGCCAGUAUUUGCUCAAAUACAAUGGGAAUAGAGGAAGAAACGGACCGGACGCUCUUCAUAAGAAAUUUAGAUGCAAGAGUGACGGAGGAGCUUUUGUUCGAACUGUUUUUACAGGCAGGACCUCUCAUCAAAAUAAAAAUUCCAAAAGACUCGGAUGGGAAACAGAAAACAUUUGGUUUUGCUGUUUACAAACAUGAAGUGUCCGUGCCAUAUGCCAUGCAACUACUCGACGGGACAUCGCUACAUGGGAGAACUCUUCAUGUGCAGUUCAGAUCAGGUAGCAGCCAUAGCAGCAGUCCAGGGAACUCGCAGAAUUCAAGUCCUGCAAAUACCCCAAAUCCCCAUGGCCAGAGGAUCCAGUUCAGUUCCCCACCGUAUACUCAAGCGCCCCAAAUGCAGAGGUCCUUUUCAUCUCCCGAUAAUCUGCAGAAGAAUGUCAUGAUGAACAACAUGAUGUGGCAGCUCCAAAUGCAGCAGCUUCAGCAGUUGAAUGGCAGCUUCUCCAAGCCUCCGCAGAGGCAGCCGCCUGCAGGUGGAAAUUCUAGCGGCGGUGGCUCAAGGCAACACGACAACAACCCCUAUCGGCAUCAGCCGUCCCAGAUGAACAGCGGUGGCAGAAAUCAGCGCUACGCAGAUGAACCAGGUUCCUGCCGUCAUCAGCAACACAGCCACAGCCGGGGCAGCUACCAUCAGAACGACAGGAGUGGCAACCGUCACCAUGACAGCAGAGGUGGCAACAGACAUGACGAUAGGGGUAGCAGCCGUUGCUACCAAGAUAAUAGAUGGCGGCGAUACUGAGACACGUAAAGGGAUUUCUGUAAAGACUUCAGUCCUUCACAGAUUUGUGGACAGUUUACUUAAAAAGAUCAUGGAUUAUGUUGACAGAUUGACAUGUAUACUCAGGUUGUUUGUACAUGAUCCUACCAGUUUGAAGAUUUAAUAACUUAUGCCUUAGAGCCAUUUUGUUCAUUUUUAAGGCGUUUUUAAAUUUGUACACUUCUUUCAUGUGAGCUUUUCCUCACAGAUGUUGCAAAUAUUUUGAUGGGAAGAACUGUAUUGCCAUGGGAGUAAGGAAAAAAAGUCAGACAUGACAGGUAGUCAUUUUGGAAGACAAAGAAAAAAAACCAUGUAUUUAACAAAAAAAAGGAUAUUGGCUGGUUUUUAUGUUAUACAAAUAGUAAUGAAAUGGUGCUCCCAGAACUUCAAAAAUUCUUCAGGUACUUUGCAAAAAAGAACACAUUUUUCAGCUAAAGAUUCCACCAGCACCACUUUUACUGCAAUAGGGCACCAUCCUUUCUUAAUGUUAGAUCUGUCCUUGCUCUUUCUAAAAAAAAAAAAAUGGGCUUUAUUUUAUUUUUUUUAUUCUGAGUCUGUAAGACAAACUGUUUUAAAAUGAACAUUUUCAUUCUUAUAAAGCUCCUUUCAUUUGA